CAUUAUUCAAUGCUCAUCAAGAUAAGUGUAUUCUGCCUUUCAUGAAGGGACAUCUUCCCCACGAAAACAUGCCUCUCUCCAAGGACCUCCUCCACCCCUCCCCAGGAGAGGAGGAGAGGAAGCAGAAGAAGAAGUGCCUGACUACGUAACUGGCUCCAAAGAAGCAGAUUUAGGGGGUGCAGAGAGUCUGGCCCAUGGAGUCCUAUGUUGGGAGAGGCUUCUGGAACUGCGACAUGAAGAUGGAGGGCUCCACUCUGCCUUCGUGGCCUCUGUAACAACUAGAGGCAACUAUCCAUGGCUGUUUCCGCAGCCAUCAUAUGGUACCCACUUCACCAGUUGUUGUGACCUUGACAUUAGCUCAGUGGCAUGUAUGAACCAACCCUCAUGGAAGGAAUAUUAAACCACUAGAGAAUGCUGAAGUGGAAGGACCUGGACAGCCAGAGAAACAUUUCAAGGUCAUCUGGGGCCUCCAAGGCUUUAAGACAGAUGGCGGAAAACAAACGUCUUUGGAGAAGAACCGAAGGGGACAGGUUAAAAGCGCUCUGACGUGCACACCAUGUGACAGGCCUCCUGCUAUAAGCCGAGGAAAGGUCCGCCCUCUCCUGGACUCAGCCCUCGCCUCGCCGAGCUCGGUCCCUAGACUCUCACCCGUCCCGCACCGUCCCGGGCGCCCGACACUCUGACUUGCUCGCCCGGGGCCUCGCCACCCCCUCCUCACUGAUCGUGCGAGGCCCCGCUCCGCAAGGGGAAGGUCAAGUCCCCCCGCCUGGGACCGGUGCGCGCGGAGUCCAGCGAGUGCAGAGACCUUGCGGCUCUCGCGGCGGCGCAGGAGUUACAAAGUCGCGGCGCAAAAAGCCUCUGCCGCAGCCCGGCAGCUCCCGCGCAGCUCCAGCGGCGGCGGCGCCCCCAGCGUGGCGCCCCCGUGCCGGGCCCGCCGCCCGGGACCCGGGCUGGGGCGCGGCGGGAGCCCGGAGCCCGGCGCCCCUAUGCGCCGCCUCGCCGCCGCCGCGCUACAGCUAUGACCCUGAGCACGGAGAUGUCCGAUGCCUCCGGCCUCGCGGAGGAGACAGACAUCGACGUGGUAGGGGAGGGCGAGGACGAAGACGACGAGGAAGAGGACGACGACGAGGGCAGCGGCGGCGUGUCCCGCCUGGCGGUCCCCGCGCAGCGGCGGCGGCGGCGGCGCUCCUACGCCGGAGAGGACGAGCUGGAGGACCUGGAGGAGGACGACGACGACGACGAUGACAUCCUGCUGGCCCCGCGCUCAGUGGCCUCCCCGGCGCCCCCGGGCCCAGCCCCAGUGGCGGGGGCCGGGGCCGGCGGGGGCGGCGGCGCGGGCUCGGGCGCGGGCGGCGGCGGCGGCGGGACCGCGGGCGGCGGCGCCAAGAACCCCCUGGUGAAGCCGCCCUACUCGUACAUCGCGCUCAUCACCAUGGCCAUCCUGCAGAGCCCCAAGAAGCGGCUGACGCUGAGCGAGAUCUGCGAGUUCAUCAGCGGCCGCUUCCCCUACUACCGGGAGAAGUUCCCCGCCUGGCAGAACAGCAUCCGCCACAACCUCUCGCUCAACGACUGCUUCGUCAAGAUCCCCCGCGAGCCCGGCAACCCCGGCAAAGGCAACUACUGGACGCUGGACCCCGAGUCCGCCGACAUGUUCGACAACGGCAGCUUCCUGCGCCGGAGGAAGCGCUUCAAGCGGCAGCCGCUGCUCCCGCCCAACGCCGCGGCCGCCGAGUCGCUGCUGCUGCGCAGCGCAGGGGGCGCGGCGGGCGCGGGCGACCCCGCGGCGGCCGCGGCGCUCUUCCCGCCCGCGCCCCCGCCGCCCCCGCACGCCUACGGCUACGGCCCCUACGGCUGCGGCUACGGCCUGCAGCUGCCGCCCUACGCGCCGCCCUCGGCCCUCUUCGCCGCCGCCGCGGCCGCCGCGGCCGCCGCCGCCUUCCACCCGCACUCGCCCCCGCCGCCCCCGCCGCCCCCGCCGCCGCACGGCGCGGCCGCGGAGCUGGCCCGGACCGCCUUCGGCUACCGGCCGCACCCGCUCGGCGCCGCCCUGCCCGCCCCCCUGCAGGCCUCGGCUGCCAAGGCCGGCGGCCCGGGCGCCUCGGCGCUGGCGCGCUCGCCCUUCUCCAUCGAGAGCAUCAUCGGAGGCAGCCUGGGCCCGGCCGCCGCCGCCGCCGCCGCCGCGCAAGCAGCCGUCGCCGUGCAGGCCUCGCCUUCACCCUCUGCGGGGACCCCGUCCGCGCCCGCGCCGGGAUCCGGCGGCGGCGGCGGCGGCGGCGGCGGCGGCUGCGCCGCUCAGGCGGCCGUAGGCCCGGCCGCCGCGCUCACCCGCUCCCUCGUGGCCGCCGCGGCCGCCGCCGCCUCCUCGGUCUCCUCGUCCGCCGCGCUGGGGACUCUGCACCAAGGGACUGCCCUGUCCAGUGUCGAGAACUUUACUGCUAGGAUUUCAAAUUGUUAAUAACGCUAUGUUAGCGCGCUUGGGAAAGAGAAGCACGGCUAAGAGAGAGGACUUUGGAACCGAGAACGUCCAGAUGCCACAGCUGCCCGGGGUGGAGACGAGUUAGCAGGCGGAACCCAGACGGCCCAGGCACCGCUCGCAUGCCUCGCAGCCUUCUGUAAGUCACAGAUCUGAAACUUAGAGCUGAAAGUCAUUAUGAGGAGAGAGUGAAAGAACGGGGCCAUGGGUAUUAUUAUUAUUUGCAUGAUACUUCGAUGUCUCGAACAGCGGGGAAUCCCAGCUACUCCUCUCUGUUCAAAUUCCCGCAUCUCUAAAAGUGCCAGGACGGACUCUACCCCCUCCCCCGCCCCCAGGUUGUCCGCGCUUUUAAGAGAAUGGUAACAAGGCACUGUGCAAUCCAGCGCUGGCCUCCUUUGGCGUCUGGAGAUGGGGUCCCGCAUCACCCAAGCCAGCUAGAGAGACCGCAAGCCUGUGGUGCGCCCCUGAGCCCUAAGAAAAAGUAAGCUCAACCGGCCUGCUCACUGUUGCGUUUUGCCUCAUCACCUUCCGGGUUUGGGCUUCCACGGUAGGUGUUGCUGGCCCGGAGACGGACGAGAUAGUGGGGAGCGAAGGCGUCGAGACGGGCAGGGAGUGAGCGGUGGCGGACUACCGGGCGGCCGGGAACGCGGGGCUCGCCCGGUUGGCUGAGUGGACGAGCAGGUGCUGGAACAAAGGCCGCGGGGCUGCCGGGCUACGGAGGCCUUUGAUGGGCAAGGACGUCUCCUCCCGGGGCUCCUCAUUCGCAUGCAAAUCCAGCUCUGGUCCUCUUUUCUUUGAAGGCAAACAGAAGGAUGUUUGUGUGUUUGUAAGGACGAAGCUUGCUUGAACAAGCCUUCCUCAAUAGGCUGGGUCUCGAAAAAUAAACCGGUUGGACAAACAUUGGCCACUAGCUCUCCUCCUCCCAACUACAAAGUGUGGAUUUGCUACAACUCAUUAACCCGACGCUUUUCUCCCCUUCGCCUUGUUUCUCUGCUCAUCAAACGCCCCCGUAGAGCCUGGAGACAAAUGACCGAAGCUCAGUCGGGAGGGAAUUGCAGUUAAUAGGGAGAGGGAUAUAUUGGGGCUAAUGGUUCAGGCAGCUCCCGGAGAAGGACCACACAAAAAGGAGCCUCUCCAUUCAGGGCUCUGUUGUGCUGCGGAGAUUUACUCUGCAGCUAGAUUUAGCCAAAUGUUAUCUAUUGCCCGGGUAAUGAAGCCCUUAUGGAUUGAAUUGCUCCUUGUACCACACAUGAUGUCAUGACCUUAGAUCGUUUCUUGGUUGAUUUCUUUUUUUCUCUAUUGGGUAAUUAUUUUAUUUCUUUAAAAUAAGAAGCUAGAGCUUCUGCUCAACAACAUGUUUCCUCUCCGUCCGCAUCCUGUGCAUUUAUUUAAGAGCCACUUCCUUUCCUCUUAAGAAAAGAAAAAGAAACUGGGGAGGGGAAGGAAAAAAUGAUGAGAACCUCUCCCAUUUUCUCUCACUGAGGCAUCUGGAUGUUUGCUCAGCUCUCCUUCCUGGUCCCCUACUCAGUGGGCCUUUCCUGCCCAAACUUUCUGCUGGUGGAACUGUAUUUGGGGUAUAUUUACUAUCAAAAUUCUUACAGUGAAUGUAAUAAGCAUCCAUUUGGGAAAAGCUUCAGCCUUUCAGGUUUUAUUAUUUUUUUUUUGAAAGCCCACCAUUCCUUCCUGUACCCUGUCCUCUGAGAGAUCUGGGGGAGGUGUUUUUUCUGAUGGAAGGUGAUUAUUUUGAUGGACUACCAGCCUGUGUCAUUUAUUAAAGGCUGUCUGAGGCCAGUGGCUGUGCCUGUUUUGUUUUUCUCUCUCUGGCCCUGGUGGCUCUGAUUUCCUUGCUUGACCGAAGACCAAGCUUGGAGCAGCUAACUGUGUUAUUAUAACUGCUAUAGAUGAGUAAGGAUCAGAUCUUAGUACCCAGAGCCAGGAGUUAACGACUCUAGUUUUCAUUUAAAAUUUUUCUGCUGGCUACACAUUUUGCUCACACUUAUUUUUAUUACUGACUGAGAAAAGUCAUGUGGGGACAACUUUAAGUUCAUAUCUACAUCAAACUCAAUCCAAAUCAGAAAUCUGCCCAGCAGUCACUCUGGUCUCUCUGGGAUCCUUCAAGGGGAUGACCGCAGGACACAUUGGCGUGCCAGGGAUCCCCUGCCCCCUUUAGAACUGAACCAGACAAGGAAUGGCCUGGGAAGCAGAGGAUAAGUAAAGUGGGCCCGGCAUUGUCAGCAUCCAUUCCUGUCUCUCCCUGUUUCCUGGUGUUGCAGCUGGGCCACACGCACUCACACGCACACACACACACACGCACACACACACACACACACACACAUACACACACACACACACACACACACACAGAGGCAUGACCGCUCAUUGCCCGUCAGCUGCCACUUGCCUCUCUUCUCCCCUAUGAUUUUGUAAUUAGGCAUAUGCUUUUUGUUGGUAAAUGUGUUUGAUGUCACGGCCAGUGAAAUGUGGACUGUUUAUAGGGCCACGAAUGUAAAUGUGUAAAUAUGUUUAGUGUAAAAUCUGGCCCUUCGACUUUAGCAAUAAAUACCCUGCCAAUUUGGAUACGAUUACAUUUGACAGGAAGAUGGAGAAUCUGAUCAUGACCAGCUGCUCAUGGCUCUUUGGGACUUGUACUUUCCCAACUGAAUUCACUUUUCAGAUAAUUUCUUUGCAUGUCACAUCUCUCUAAUCACAUCUUUCCCUUGACGUGAACAGCUUGGGCUCUUUUCUUUUUAUUGUUGACCACUCUGGCAUGCAGGAAGCUUCCUGGUUUAUUCCUCUUGCUUCUUUACUAGGAAAACACUAUUCAGUAACAAGUAAACACACAUAGAAAAUAAUGGAUUAUUAUCAUCAAUCCCCUUUUUGAGUUCUGAGCCUCCAGGUGUGAUAAGAUGGCUCAGAAGAGAAAUGAGAUAAAGCCUCUGAGUUUCUGGCCCACACUUAUAAUUUCCUGCUCUUUAUUAUCAUCAUCCUGACUUUAAAAGCCAUUUUGAGCUAUUCUCACUUUUAAAAAGUAAACGUUUUAGGAAGUACAAUACACAUACAGAAAAAUGCACAAAUCUCAAUGACUUUUCACAAGGCAAACAUACCCUUGCAACCAGCAUCAGAUCAAGAAGCAGAUAUUACCAGUUCCUUAGGAACCGCCCAUCUAUUCCAGUCAUUACCCUCAGCACACAUUAGCGUUUAAAAAGGAUUUUCAUUAAUAUUUCUCUCAACCACACUGAAAUAGUGACAACAAGAAUUAUUACUGAUCUCAUUUUACAAAUAAGGAUAUUAAGGUUGAAAAGAUAUGAAAUGACUUGCCCAAGGUCACAGCUACUGGGACUUCAGUAUUUAAAUCCCAUUUUAUGCCCUUCACAUCACACUGCCACUUUGUGGCCGUCAUUGUGAUUUAUUAAACACCCACUGUGGCAGGGCAAUUGCCUUAGAGGUCACUGUGUAGAAGAGCCAUUUGUUUUUUAUUCACUUUUUGCUUCCUUGCUAGAUCCUCCUCCCUCCUUCCUCUACUCAGGAGAUACCCCAGCCCCUUCACGUAGAUACAUUUGCAAUCUCUAGUCAAGUUAUUUCAGAAAUGUCAGCUUCUUCUACCUAGUGCCACAUGACAGCACUCUUCCAAUCUUUUGUGCAUUAGCAAUCUCCCUUAAAAUAUCACACACACACACACACACACACACACACACACACCUACCUCACCUUUUCACCUUUGUACUAUUUGCCCAUUUCCUCUGCUUUUCUCCCUAAUUUCUAAUGGUUGAAAUUCUGCCACACUGACAGAAAUUUUGCUAAGCAGGUCUUUAGAACCACACUUAAGGUCAUAUUGUCUCUAAGUGGAAAAAAAAAAGAAUAUGUAAGAGUCAGAUCAACUGAUUAAACAUUUAAUGAGAAAGAAAAUCACUUUUCUCAGAAUGUACCCUCUCCCCUCUGUUCAGACACACUCUUGAAGAUUUUUCUGUCUUUGAACAGCUGUGUAUGAUGUGGGCUAAGCCAGUCCUUUUAGCCCUUGCACAAUUAAUCCACUGCAUUGGAGCCUCCUGAGGGACAAUCCCACCUGGAGCUCAGAACUGCGUGGCCAGAGGUUUCCCUAAAAUGCUUAGGCAGGGUGGGAAUUCCAGACCACCUGCUGGAAUCACAUCUUUUUCUUGAUGCCAAAGCAUCCUUGCCAGUUGCCACCAGAAGCAUUAUUAAACCCUAGCCUCCUUGGGCAGUUGUUGGGGCCAAUGCUUUGUCCCUUAUAAGAACAUCCAAGCUGGAGUCAGUGCAAGGAUUGUACCCAACAGUGAGCUGCAGACUGUAAAGGACAGUGUCUAUAGUGGUCUUUUCAAGGGACAGUGCUUAAUGGAAGGUAACACUGAUUUUCUAGAGGAGUAUUUUUGUAAAACCAGAAACAGUUCUUCUUUUAGAUUUUACACUGUAAAAGAUAACAAAAUCCCAUUUCAGGAAUAAAAGCAGGCAGUUAAUAUCAGAAACAGUAUUUAGAGAACCUGGAAGUUCUGACCCUGAAUUUGAAAUCAGGAGACAGUUUGGGAGAUUAUUUUUCUGUUAUUUUUUGAAACUGACUUGAUUUUUCAAUGGGGUGUUUCCCUGCAUUUAGGAUCUUACAGUUAAAGGAGAAUCUGUCUAAUGUGUUAAGAAUGCAAGCUAUAUAUGGAAUGUGUCCAUAGGCCCAGUGAGUCUGUUGAGCACCAGGGGAGGUUCUGGGCAGGCCCAAGGUGGUGGAUCAGAGGCCCUGGGGCCUUGCCUGGCCCUCUGUCCCAGAGGGAGCCAGGCACAAAUUGAGGGUUCUCUCUUAUUUGCAACUACUGACUGAUUAAUAACAGACUAGUAAAGACAAAGCAGUGGCACAUAUUAGUUAUGGCCGAAAGCAGAAGCCUCUGUAUACACUUGUUUCGGAAUUCCCAUUAAUAUAAGUAAAAGGCAGAGAUUUUCAGCAAUAAAAGGACACAACACAUUUUCUGAAAUGUCAACAAUGAAGUAUUAUUAUGAAUGAAAAACAACUUGGUUCUCUAUUUCUACUUCGUACCAUUUUAAUGCAAAGCUUCAUAUAUAUGAAAAUGACCAUGAUGAGAUUUUUUUUUUUAAUGAUUGACUAUGAAGUGGUGGUGGGGGGGGGGGGAACACAAACCAAAAAAUUCUCCAAAUCCCACAACAGAAUAAAUAAGACUAGUUUGAAACUAAAUGUUAGAUCAAUUCUUACACUCAUUUGUAGUUUUGGGGAGCUUGGGGAUAAGUUGUGAGACUACAAUAAGACCAUUUAUGGGAACAUAUUUUGGAGAACAUAAAACCUAUACCAUUGUAUAGAAUGAUGAUUCCUUUAAGGCUUCUUUCCGACCUCCUUAUUCUUCCCGGAAAUAAAAAGUAAGACUUCUAAACUUUGGAGGAGACCCAAAUUCUUAAAUUAGUUAAGAGAAAUCUUUGGCUAUCUGUAAAAACUCCUCUUUCUUCAAAAUCCCCUCUCUAUGUAUGAAAUCAAUUGUUACCUAAGCCUUUCUGGAAAUAAUGAGAAGAGAUGGCCUUGUGUUUUCUCUUCGGCCAGUUGUGUAUUUGUAGAGAUGACUGUCUCCUCCCUUCUAAAAUAAACAAACCAGUAGUGCUUUAAAUCCAC
Acinonyx jubatus (cheetah) is the source of this 8090-nucleotide messenger RNA. RefSeq names its product forkhead box D1 (gene FOXD1). The record is from RefSeq and is a predicted model, not a curated record. The transcript is spliced from 5 exons. Lineage: Eukaryota; Metazoa; Chordata; Mammalia; Carnivora; Felidae. Gene Ontology annotation, molecular function: RNA polymerase II cis-regulatory region sequence-specific DNA binding; DNA-binding transcription factor activity, RNA polymerase II-specific. Bases 1019 to 2455 code for a protein of 478 amino acids. Gene Ontology annotation, biological process: cell differentiation; anatomical structure morphogenesis; regulation of transcription by RNA polymerase II.